GUCAGUCUACAGUUGGACUCGUCAAGUAACCGAACUCUCCUAGGCGUUUAUAUCGGAGGUUACUCUGCCAAUCGCCUAGACCUAACAAAUAAGUGGCGAGAUAAGCCACUAUUCGUACUUUAAAACUAUUCGUGUUUAGUACAUAGGACAAGAACAAGUUUGUGUGAAAGUGUAGUUCUAGUUUUAGUUUGUGUGUGUGCGUGUCAGUAGUGAGUGCGGUCGAUAGUUAGUGGUCGUACCUUGCUAUUUGUGGAUUCUAAACAUACUAUUGGAUUUAAUUGUGAUAAUUUGGAUUUAUGAACGAAUAAAAAAUGCCUUCAAACAAGAAAUUGAUCGCGAAGAUGAGGCAGAUGGUUCAGUGGAUCCUGGUCGUGCAUGUGGUCGAAUUCAUAGAAGCGUAUUGCACACCACGCGACACAGCCCGGCGGUCGCCACAACGCAGCCGCCGCUCCCGAGAAACGCGUCGUUCGCCCGAAGCGGCCAGAUGGCGCUACGAGUCGCGCAGAUCCAACUACGACUUUGACAGUCGGCGUCCUUACGAAUACGAAAGUCGGAGAUAUUACGGACGCGAGUUCGACGGUGAUUCAGGGAGACGAGCCGAGUUCGACGCGGAGUCCGCUCGGCGCCGCGCGGACUACGAGUCGGCCAGACGUACGGACUUCGACUUAUCCGCUCCUGGCGUGUCCAGACGGAGCCCAGAAAGCGCCCCAGAGGGCUCCGUAGAAUCGCCACCAGAACCAGCCCCGUCUGCCCCGUUGAGGCACGAGAAGCAAUCGAGACAUAGGUCACAACAAUAUUACGAAUCUGAAUCAUCAUCAGACGAUCGCUCGUCGACAUCUGAAGACGAAGAAGACGACGAUUUCGGAGAAUUCGAUCCUUUUGCGACAGCACCGUCGCUACAUUCACCUGACAGUGGUCGUUCGGAUCCACGAUACGCCAACGCGCCGCGUAGAAAUCCAAGUCCGUACUAUUACGGCGAUCUUUUUAAAACAGCUCCUCCGCCACCGGCACCGUCAGCGCCAACUGUUUCGUCUACUUCAUCUUCACGAGGACCUCGUUACCGAAAAUCGGCUAGCCUAGACGCUCCGCACGUUGCUCCGCGGCCAAAUCUUCCUAAACGAUUCUCAGUCGCUGAAGAUGGAUUUCGUGAGCUAGACCGAUCCUCUUCUUCGUCAGGUGAGAGCGCGUGGAUGCCGCCAAGGCGUCGCGGGCGCGACGCGGCCGGCUGCGCGUGCGCCGCGCCCGAAGAUGUAGAGGAGCAUCACGCUUCACGUAGCGUCUUUUACGUGCCGGCACCUCUGCCUCGCUGGCCGCAAGAAAUGACCACCAGACAGAUAUACGAAACAGCUUUUGAUUGCAAGAUUGCGCGUUCUGAUGAUGAUUUGGAUGACUUCGACCGAGUCAGUAAUCAUCCUGCACUUUUGCAAGCUGAAGAACGAAAAAUCAUUUCUUCAGCAUCUUCAGCGUUUGAGGCAGUUGAACGCAGUGAACCCGAUUUCAAGGGUCGCCGUAAGGUGACGAUGAAAACAGAUAGCGUACGUCGUUCUAAAAUCCCGACGAUACGUCAAAAAAGGGAAAAUGAAAACAAUGCAUGUGCCUUGUCAGAAGAACUGGAAAAAGUGCACAUUGAAGGCGAAGAACGCGUCGCUUCAAACUCUCAAUUGCCUCUGCGAGGUUACACACCAUCACCACCAUCCACGGCCCCCUUGCCAACAAAAUUUCAACAAAAAGAUGGCUCUGCAAUGAAUAGUAUAAAAAGUGCACCCAACUUACCGCAGGCACAGCCAGCACAUCCUCGUCUUAAAGAUUUGAGAUUGCCUGUUAAGUCACUGCGCGCUCGGGAUACCCCGACAAGCAGUGACGCUAGUAUGGAUGUGAAAGGUUCAGUUUCAACUGAACUUGAUAUUGGACGUCUAAGGGAUUCUAGUCGCGAGUCACGCGAUGGCGAUGAUGAAAGAGCACAAUCUAAAGACGGUAUUUUUUUAGAGAUUAAGGGCCGACCCACUUCCGAUUCUGACACACCUGAAAUGAAUCGGUACACGGGGCCAAAGGGGGUCGGUCCUAUAAUGGAAUUUAAGGGCAGGCCGGGCGUGAUUCGCCCACGACGUAAAUAUUCUAGUACCGAAAGCAUGGCCACUAGUAGCAGUGGCGGAAGCAUGGAAUCAUUGCGCAGUAGCAAUAGCGAAGGCGAUAGAAGCAGUAGCAGUUCUGAAAGUCGUCAUUCGUCUUCUUUAAGCUCUCACAGCUCAGAUUCAGGCAAUGUUCCGUUUUCGAAAUCACAUCACAUGCAAUUAGGGUUUGGGCAUCACCAUCCGGCUAAAUUGAACAUCUUGAGUCCCAUUUCUGACAAGUCUUCACAGGAACCAGCAUCUGAAACUUCCGAUAACAAUAAGAAUAACAACUCCCAAAAGGUGUCACCCGAAGAAGGGGAUACGGGCAAUGCCACAAUCCAAACAGCUGUUGAAAUUAUUGCCAAACCAAAACGUAGAGCGUUACAAAAUCGCAAUCUACUGAAUCUCACAUUCAGACAUUCGGCUACUGGUGAUGCUGAAAUUCAAGGCUCCGACAGUGGUAUUUCGAUACAUUCAAGAGAAGGUGUUGACUCCAGAAAUGCGUUCAUCAAUUUUAAGAAUAGCAACACUGGAGAAGAACGCAAGAAUGAUGAUGUCGAUCUAUCUGAUUUGCCGUUCGACAUGCCGAAAUUGAGGAGGAGACGAGCAGAAGCCGAAGCCGACUUAAGAACCUUGCCAUUUGACAUGCCGAAAUUGCGUCGCAAAUUACGGGGCCAAUCUUUGCAACUCAAUGAUGAGUUUGGAGGAGGCAUUUCUAAUGCUUCAUCUAGUCAAAGCGUCGAAGAUUUAAACCAAGGUAAUAAACUCAAAUCGAGUUUGAAAUUGAACUUUGAUAGCGGCAGUGGCUCUAGUGGAUCCAAAGGAUUGCAUUUGAAUUUGGGGCCUAUAGCACCGCCCCGAGAUCUGGUUGAUGCCACUCUUCCACUUGACCGUCAAGGGUGGUAUCAUGGGACGUUAGCGCGCGUUGAAGCCGAGAGUCUGCUGAGGGAUGCCGACGAAGGCGCGUUUUUGGUCAGAAACAGUGAAUCAGCGAAACACGAUUAUUCACUUAGCUUAAAGUCAACGCGCGGUUUCAUGCAUAUGCGUAUCUGCCGAGGUGCCGAAGGUUACACAUUGGGCGGUGCUUCUACCGCUUUCCCUUCGGUGCCGGCUCUGAUGAGGCAUUACGUCACGGCCCAAAGACUCCCCGUGAGAGGAGCAGAACACAUGGCACUGUCUACACCCCUACCCGCUGUCCUGCUUUGAAUAUACCCAAUAAAUUAUAUUGGGAUGGAUUCGGAGCGCCCCGCACGAUGGCCAGAGGGCCUAGAACGUUCGACGCCAAGGUGUAAAUAGUCGAUCAAAGACGAUGACAGCACAAUUGUGAGGGAGCUAUUUAUUUAACUUUAGAAUUAGAUUCCAGUAAAAGAAUACCAAAGAAUACCUUAGGAUAUGUCUCGGCAUAGUCGCCAAUAAAACAUCAUAACUUCAUCAUAAUCGCUCAUCGUAGAACUUAUUUAAGCUAGUCGAUAUCACAGCUAAUUAUGUAACGUGACCUUUUUUUAUUCGCACGUAAUCCUCCUGUAUUUACAUAUAUGUAAUUUUGUAUCUCGCUUCAUGUUAUAACUGAUUGUUUAGCUUAGAAAAAAAUAAUAUAUAUCGAUAAAACUUGAUUAGUCAGUGCUAUCGAAUUAUCGUGCGUAUCUCUCUUAGUUCAUUUAGAUCGAUUAACGUAAAAGAUAUAAUCAAUAGUGAUUAACCUUAUGUUCGGCACCUGUACUUAUUAAAACCGGCGAGUCAUUAAAGUUACAAAAUAAUAUUAUUGCUUUCGUGAUAAUUGCACGGAUACAUUUCGGAACGGACCAAUCAAUGGAUUACGAAAAAUUCAAAAAAAUCAUUAUCUAAAUUUUAAAGGCAGCUAGUUCGUUAUCAUACUUAAUUAAAAUUAUCAACAAACGAUAAUUUGUGUUUGUAAUAGAGCCGUUAUCAGAAUUUAUGGAAACAUACCGAAAUAGUUCCUUUAAAUAAUGAAUUGUAUUUCGACGAUGACAAUGUAGAUUUGAUUAAACUGGUUCGAACAGAGAAUUUAAAACAGCAAUCAUUACUUUUAGUAUAUUUGUUUUUCCGCGAUUAAUAUCAUGAAUGAUUUGAAAAUUAUCCAGAAAAUAUAUAUAUAUCGAAUUGCUAAUAACAUUAAAAUGUAUUCUCACACUUUGACACGUCAACAUAAUUCUUUUAAUUGCGCAAAUUACUUUACGUUUUACACGUGGAAUUAUAUAUACGUCUUAAUAUAUGUAGUAUCAUCAUCCAUGUUCCGCAAAUUGCUUUUGCUAACCGUUUAAUUGGUCCAAGUUUGUCUGCUUAACAUCCAAAAGAGAUACACGAUAAAAUUGACUACCCGAAAACUAGGAUCGUCUUAAUUUUUUUCUAGAAAAAUACACUUAAGAUAACUCUUAAGAUAAUAACAAACUUAAUAUGUGUGUUUUGUAUGCUGCUAUUUUGAAAUUAGAGCGAACCUAUAAUCUAACUACGAUUAAGAUAAUUUACAAAUAGACAUUGCAAAUUAUCAUAGAUUACAUAUAAAUAACAGUGUAAAGGAUUUAAAAUAGUAACUUUAAAAGUUAGAAAUUAAGUUACACAAAUCGACACAGCUGUCUCAAAUGUUACGAAGCAAUUUCCGUCAGAAAAUUGAUAACGCAGAGAAUAUUCUCACUGUGUUUUAAUUAAGACGCCUACAAUAUUUAUUACGUUCGUAAAUGACUUAGGUCAGUAAUAUAUUAUUAAGCUUCAUUACAAUUUUAUCUGUAGCCCGAGCGAUGGUUCAUUGCUAAGUUUUUACACUAUCUUUUGUAUAACCAUGUGAUUAUAUGAUAUCUGAAAUUAAUCUUUAUAAUAAUAAAUUCAAGUAUUUCUUACCUUAUACUCGUAGCGAUUGAAGAGUUAGAAUUCAUACCAGAAAAAUGAAUAUUAAAUAGAUAAGAAAUUUAUGUUUCCUUCGUUACUAAACAUGUGCGGCUAAUGCCAGCAAUUACAGUAAUAAAAAUAGCGGGAGAGAUUUCGAAUGGUGUCAUAUCUAUUUUGCGACCACGAUCAAUAUACGCGAGUCGGUAAUACGAAUGUGAGCAAAGUAAUGCUAUCCACGUAAACUUAUUUGACCGACACAUUUUACGGGAUCUUAAUAUAGUUUAUCGGCUUCACUGUAAUCGUUUUGCGAAGCCUAAGUAUUCACUCAGCAUGAGAGGUUUCUGAACCAGUAGCACGUAAAAUAAUAAAUAUAGCACGUGUUAUGUCAGUUCACAACGAUUUAUUUAUGUUUUGUUAAUUUUAGACUUAAGUAGGAUUAGUAUUCAUGGGGCCCUCGGUAGGUUUUUCGAUUAUCAUUAAUAUCAACAUAAAACACUAGAAAUGCUAUAAUAAUAUUACAAAACAAAAUAGUGCAGUGCAUUAAACAACUGAUUACUAAUAUUUAUCUGAAAAAUAGCAUGCUUAUUAACGAAUGCUAUUUUAUAAAAUGUUGUUUGGUAUCCGUUUUAGUUUUAAAGCACAUAAUCCUGUGAACAAAUUGACAAAUAACUCAUGGUAUACUCUUAAACGUAAUAUUGCUGAUGCACUGUAAGGGUUUUAUGUUGAUUUCAUUAUUUAACUCAUAAUAAUUUAGAUACAACGAUCUAGUUAUAGUAUUUACUUUAUGCAGCAGCUAACUAGGUUUCGAUACAUAGUGAAUAUAUAAAGAUUUGGUUUGUGUAUUUAUUUAAAACGAUAAUCUUUUGACAAUGUAACGAUAUGUACUUAAUUAAGUUAAUUUUUGGGAUAUUAAAUAGACGAAGACGUUAUUAUUUUUUGUUCAUUUAACUGUUACAUUUAUAAAGCUACAUACAUCACUAUGUAUGGGAAACCUUUAGAAUUAUUUCUGUGAUUUUGUGUUUGUUACAAUGAAAGCCAAAAAAAUGUGUAUCUUUUAAACAUUUAUUAAUCGUAUUUAUUGUGUAUUGAAUUAGCGAUUGAAGUAACUUAUAAUAUCAAAUGUGUAUUUUUUUUUCUCUUGUGUAAUAAUAUAAGCGAUCUCAAAUGUAACUUCCUCUUAAUCAGUUACCUUAGAUAUAAUUUUAAUUUUAUGUACCUGAAAUUUUUUGAAAACGUGUUUAUUGAAACUUUUAAAUUGCGUUAUGUUAAUUUAAGCUUAGGAGUUAAAAGUUUUCAUGUAUAGCGUUUAGAUUUUAAUAGUAACGAGCUAUAUCUCGUAUGAAUGUGUGUGUUAUCAGUAUGCAACCACCGCAGAGCAGCUUUUGCAGACUAAUUUUUAAUAUAAUUAUUAUUACCGUUUUAGUGAUUGCGUUUUACUUGAGUGAGACAAUUUUCGGGUCCACGAUCAUGCCAAUACGCGAUUUUUGAACGCUAUUCGCUUGAACGUUAUAAGCUUUUUAUUUGUUCUCACUCAUGUAACAUUAUUAGAGUAACAAUUUAUGUAGUGAUGCGUAAUGAAACGUAGAAUAAUGAUUAAUGGAUACGUUAUUAAUUGGAUGUUACGGAAAUCUGUGUCAAAAUUUUUCAAAAGUGUAGUAGGUCCGGAUCAGAAAUUAGGUAAAAAUUUUAUAGCUUUUAGUAGUUAUAAACCAAUGUAAUUUGAAGGUGUAGUUUUGAAAUUGAUGAAUAAAUAAAUUCAAUAAAAA
This is a messenger RNA of Bombyx mandarina (wild silkworm), 6721 nucleotides long. It is a transcript of the gene hwt, whose product is annotated as SH2 domain-containing adapter heavyweight. The record is from RefSeq and is a predicted model, not a curated record. Gene Ontology annotation, molecular function: phosphotyrosine residue binding. Lineage: Eukaryota; Metazoa; Arthropoda; Insecta; Lepidoptera; Bombycidae.